CCCUCGUCUCUCGUCCUCCAGUCCUAUGCCGUGCCUCUGACCGGCUUAGCGCCGAUUAGACCCUCCAUUGAUCGAUCGGAUUCGAGAAGCAGAAUAGGAAGAGAAAAAGGAAGCCGCUGCGUCGGCGCGCGGCGGCGGCGGCUGAGUAGGAGACGGAGAAAUGGGACAAUGCCACGGGACGUGCUUCUCCGUCAAGGACGGUUACCGAAGGCACCGGCGCCGGAGGAAAAUGACGAUUCCUGACAACUCGGAAGCAUCUGGCGCUACGCCUCCCCAUGUGGUCCAGAUGUCAUCCACCUGGCCCAGCCCUUACCCCACGGGAGACGUCAGCCCUCUCCCAAACGGCGGCGCAUCCCCAACUCCGGCGAGGUCCACCUCGAAGAGGUUCUUCCAACGGCCCUUCCCGCCGCCGUCCCCAGCCAAACACAUCAAGGCGGCACUUGCCCAACGGCAGGGAGCCGCGAAGAAAAAGGAUGCGGUCGGGACCGGAGGCAGCGUUGGGGAUCCGGAGCGACAGCUUGAUAAGAGCUUCGGAUAUGGGAAGAACUUUGGGUCGACGUAUCAUCUCGGGCAGGAGGUGGGACGCGGCCAUUUCGGGAAUACGUGCUUCGCCACGGCAAAAAAGGGGGAGAUGAAAGGGCAAACUGUUGCUGUCAAGAUCAUUCCCAAAGCUAAGAUGACAACGCCAAUAUCGAUCGAAGAUGUUCGUAGGGAGGUUAAAAUUCUGAAAGCUUUGUCUGGCCACAAAAAUCUUGUUAAAUUUUAUGAAGCAUGUGAGGAUGCCCUCAACGUCUACAUCAUAAUGGAAGUAUGUGAAGGCGGAGAAUUAUUAGAUAGAAUCUUGUCCAGAGGAAAGUACGCUGAGGAAGAUGCAAAAGCAAUUGUUGCGCAAAUGCUGGACGUGGUAGCCUUUUGUCACUUUCAAGGUGUUGUGCAUCGUGAUCUAAAGCCAGAGAAUUUUCUCUUCACAACUAAAGAUGAAAGUUCUCCAAUGAAAUUAAUUGACUUUGGUCUUUCUGAUUUUAUCAGAGCAGAUGAAAGGCUAAAUGACACUGUUGGAAGUUCAUACUAUGUUGCUCCUGAAGUCCUACAUAGAUCAUACAACACUGAAGCAGAUAUGUGGAGCAUCGGUGUCAUAACUUACAUUCUACUAUGUGGAAGUAGACCUUUCUGGGCACGAACUGAAUCCGGAAUCUUUCGAUCAAUAUUGAGGGCUGAUCCUAAUUUUGAUGAUCAACCGUGGCCUGACAUAUCUGCAGAAGCUAAAGAUUUUGUGAAGAGGCUUUUGAACAAGGAUUAUAGGAAAAGGAUGACAGCUGUUCAGGCUUUGACUCACCCUUGGUUGCGAAAUGAACAAAGGCAAAUUCCUCUGGAUAUGCUUGUAUAUAGGUUAUUCAAAUUAUACUUCCGCACUUCUCUUCUAAAACAGGCUGCACUAAAGGCACUAUCCAAAGCUAUAACUAAGGAUGAACUCUUCUAUCUGCAAUUGCAAUUUAAGUUACUACAGCCAAAUAAAGAUGGAUUGAUUUAUCUCGAUAACUUUCAGAUGGCACUCUCGCAGAAUGCAACCGAAGCAAUGAAAUUAUCGAGAAUUCCUGAGAUAGUGGAUUCAUUGGAUGCGCUAUCACAAAAUGGGAUGGACUUUGAUGAGUUUUGUGCUGCUGCAAUCAGCCCUUAUCAGCUUGAGGCUUUGGAACAAUGGGAACAAAUAUCAAACACAGCAUUUCAGCACUUCGAGCAGGAGGGUAAUCGGGUUGUUUCAGUCGAAGAGCUGGCUCAGGAAUUGAACCUCACUCAUAUUGCUCAUUCCUUUCUACAAGACUGGAUCAGAUCAGAAGAUGGCAAGUUCAGUUUUUACGGGUACACCAAAUACUUGCACGGCAUCACAGUUCGCGGCUCGAACACAAUACAACAAUAAACUCUUCAAAUAAUAUACUGAUGUAAUUAUGUGUGUACUGUAUGAAUACCGAAUAGGUCCCUGUCCUGCCUUUUCUUCACCAGUUUGGGGUCAAGCAAAGCAUCCUUAUAGAAUUGGAUGAUAGACAUUAUAGUCUCUUUUGUAAGAUCAAAAAAAGAAACUUUUCCAUUACUUUCUCAAAAACAUCAUGUUAAGCAAUUUGAGCAAUUUGGUCACAAUUUUUCAAGUUU
Messenger RNA from Zingiber officinale, 2148 nucleotides. Its product is annotated as CDPK-related kinase 3-like. The transcript has 11 exons. Gene Ontology annotation, biological process: protein autophosphorylation; intracellular signal transduction; peptidyl-serine phosphorylation. Bases 161 to 1918 code for a protein of 585 amino acids. Gene Ontology annotation, molecular function: calcium/calmodulin-dependent protein kinase activity; ATP binding; calcium-dependent protein serine/threonine kinase activity. The record is from RefSeq and is a predicted model, not a curated record. NCBI's taxonomy places the organism in Eukaryota, Viridiplantae, Streptophyta, Magnoliopsida, Zingiberales, Zingiberaceae. Gene Ontology annotation, cellular component: cytoplasm; nucleus.